Equus quagga is the source of this 7696-nucleotide messenger RNA. It is a transcript of the gene ITGA2, whose product is annotated as integrin subunit alpha 2. Gene Ontology annotation, molecular function: integrin binding. Bases 359 to 3868 code for a protein of 1169 amino acids. NCBI's taxonomy places the organism in Eukaryota, Metazoa, Chordata, Mammalia, Perissodactyla, Equidae. Gene Ontology annotation, cellular component: integrin complex; external side of plasma membrane. Gene Ontology annotation, biological process: cell adhesion mediated by integrin; cell-matrix adhesion; integrin-mediated signaling pathway. The record is from RefSeq and is a predicted model, not a curated record. The transcript is spliced from 31 exons.
GACAAGAUGGGAGUAACUGCCUUAAAACAAACAAGCAAACAAACAGGGGAGAGACUUGCAUAAAAAUUAUUAUAAUGAUACUCUUUUUCCUUCUAUUACUAAUGGUACUGAAUGAUACACUUGUAAUUUUGGAAAAUUACCUUUGGGCACCUGUAUGUGGCAGGGUCCAGAAUACAAGAGGAGAGAGGAGGAACACUGAUGUCUAUGGAAAGGGUGUGAUCAAAGACAAAGGAGAGGGAGAAAAUUGGAUGACCCACAACAACGGCUCCGGCAACAGCUUAGAAGUCACAGUUGAUCAUGUGAAGAAAGGCAAAGUAGGUUCUAAGCCUGAUCUCAUUUCCAUGGAGACCGUGCAGAAAUGCAGACUGAAUCCAAGCCGGCUUCUGGCAUUUUAAACUGUUGUAUGGCAUACAAUGUCGGUCUCCCGGAAGCAAAGAUAUUUUCUGGUCCUUCAAGUGAACAGUUUGGCUAUGCGGUGCAGCAGUUUCUAAAUCCAAAAGGCAACUGGUUACUGGUUGGUUCACCUUGGAGCGGCUUUCCUGAGAACCGAAUGGGAGAUGUCUAUAAGUGUCCUGUUGAUCUAUCCACUGCUACGUGUGAAAAACUGAAUUUGCAAACUUCCACAAGCAUUCCCAAUGUUACCGAGAUGAAAACCAACAUGAGCCUUGGCUUGACGCUCACAAGGAAUGUGGGAACCGGAGGAUUUCUUACAUGUGGUCCCCUGUGGGCACAGCAGUGCGGAAGCCAAUAUUACACAACUGGUGUCUGUUCUGACGUCAGUCCCGAUUUUCAGCUCUUGGCCAGCUUUUCACCUGCAGCUCAGACCUGCCCUUCCCUCAUAGAUGUUGUGGUUGUGUGCGAUGAAUCAAACAGUAUUUAUCCCUGGGAGGCAGUAAAGAAUUUUUUGGAGAAAUUUGUACAAGGCCUCGAUAUAGGCCCCACAAAAACACAGGUGGGGUUAAUUCAAUAUGCCAAUAAUCCAAGAGUUGUGUUUAACCUGAACACUUUUAAAACUAAAGCUGAGAUGGUUGAAGCGACAUCCCAGACAUUCCAAUUUGGUGGGGACCUCACAAAUACCUUCAAAGCAAUUCAAUAUGCGAGGGAUUCUGCUUAUUCAGCAGCCGCUGGUGGACGGCGAGGUGCUACGAAAGUCAUGGUGGUUGUAACUGAUGGUGAAUCACAUGAUGGUUCCAUGUUGAAAGCCGUGAUUGAUCAGUGCAACAGUGACAAUAUACUGAGGUUUGGCAUAGCAGUUCUUGGGUACUUAAACAGAAACGCCCUUGACACUAAAAAUUUAAUAAAAGAAAUUAAAGCAAUUGCCAGUAUUCCAACAGAAAGGUACUUUUUCAAUGUGUCUGAUGAAGUAGCCCUACUAGAAAAGGCUGGGACAUUGGGAGAGCAAAUUUUCAGCAUCGAAGGCACCGUUCAAGGAGGAGACAACUUCCAGAUGGAAAUGUCACAAGUGGGAUUCAGCGCAGAUUACUCUCCUCAAAAUGAUAUUCUGAUGCUGGGUGCAGUGGGAGCUUAUGGCUGGAGUGGGACUGUUGUCCAGGAGUCAUCUCAUGGACAUUUGAUCUUUCCUAAACAAGCCUUUGACCAAAUUCUGCAUGACAGAAACCACAGCUCAUAUUUAGGUUACUCUGUGGCUGCAAUUUCUACUGGAAAAGGUGUCCACUUUGUUGCUGGUGCUCCUCGGGCAAAUUAUACUGGCCAGAUCGUGCUGUACAGUGUUAAUGAGAAUGGCAACAUCACAAUUAUUCAGACUCACAGAGGUGACCAGAUUGGCUCCUAUUUUGGUAGUGUGCUGUGUUCAGUGGAUGUGGAUAAAGAUGCCAUCACAGAUGUGCUCUUGGUAGGUGCACCGACGUACAUGAAUGACCUAAAGAAAGAGGAAGGAAGAGUCUACUUGUUUACUAUCACAAAGGGCAUUUUGAAUUGGCACCAGUUUCUUGAAGGCCCUGAUGGUGUUGAAAAUGCUCGGUUUGGUUCAGCGAUUGCGGCUCUUUCAGACAUCAACAUGGAUGGCUUUAAUGACGUGAUAGUAGGCUCGCCUUUGGAAAAUCAGAACUCUGGAGCUGUGUACAUCUACAAUGGUCAUGAGGGCACUAUUCGCUUGAAGUAUUCCCAGAAAAUCCUGGGCUCCGACGGAGCCUUUAGGAGCCGUCUCCAGUACUUUGGGAGAGCCGUGGAUGGCCAUGAAGAUUUAAACGGAGAUUCCAUCACCGAUGUGUCCGUUGGUGCCUUUGGACAAGUGGUUCAGCUCUGGUCACAGAGUAUUGCUGAUGUAUCUGUAGAUGCUUCAUUCACACCAGAAAAAAUCACUUUGUUCAACAAGAACGCUGAGAUAAGCCUCAAACUGUGCUUCAGUGCGAAGUUUAGACCUACUAAGCAAAACAGUCAAGUGGCCAUUACAUAUAACAUCACAAUUGAUGCAGAUCUAUACUCAUCCAGAGUAACCUCCAGGGGUUUAUUUAAAGAAAACAAUGAAAGGUACCUGCGGAAGAAUAUGAUAGUAAGUCAAGCUCAGAAUUGCUCUGAGUACAUCAUCCACAUACAGGAGCCUUCAGAUGUUGUCAACUCUUUGGGUCUGUGUGUGAACAUUAGUCUGGAAAACCCUGGCACUAGCCCUGCGCUUGAAGCUUACUCUGAGACUGCCAAGGUCUUCAGUAUUCCUUUCCACAAAGACUGUGGUGAUGAUGGAGUUUGCAUCUCUGAUCUAGUUCUCCAUGUCCAACAGCUGCCAGCUUCUCAAGAACAACCCUUUAUUGUCAGCAACCAAAACAAAAGGUUAACAUUUUCAGUAACACUGAAAAACAAAAAGGAAAGUGCAUACAACGCUGGAAUUGUUGUUGAUUUUUCAGAAAAUUUGUUUUUUGCUUCCUGGUCCAUGCCGGUUGAUGGGACAGAAGUAACAUGCCAGGUUGCUUCAUCUCAGAAGUCUGUUACCUGUGAUGUAGGCUACCCUGCUUUAAAGAGAAAACAAAAGGUGACUUUCACUAUUAACUUCGACUUCAAUCUUCAAAACCUUCAGAAUCAGGCAUCUGUCAGUUUCCAAGCCAUGAGUGAAAGCCGUGAAGAAAACAAGGCAGAUAAUUCAGCCAACUUCAAAAUUCCUCUGCUGUAUGAUGCUGAUAUUCACAUAACAAGAUCUACCAACAUAAAUUUUUAUGAAGUGUCCUCGGAUGGGAAUGUUUCUUCUAUCGUGCACAAUUUUGAAGAUAUUGGUCCAAAAUUCAUCUUCUCCAUUAAGGUAACCACAGGAAGUGUUCCAGUAAGCAUGGCAUCUGUAAUCAUCCACAUCCCUCAAUACACCAAAGAAAAGAAUCCAUUGAUGUACCUGACUGGGGUGGACACAGAUCAGGCUGGUGACAUCAGUUGUAAUGCCGAAAUAAAUCCACUGAAAAUAGGACAAACGCUGUCUUCAGUAUCUUUCAAGAGUGAAAAUUUCCGGCACAUAAAAGAAUUGAACUGCAGAACGGCUUCAUGUCGUAACGUGACCUGCUGGCUGACAGACCUUCAGAUGAAGAGCGAAUACUUCCUCAACGUCUCGACCAGAAUUUGGAACGGGACUUUUGCAGCAUCGACUUUCCAGACAGUACAGCUGACAGCAUCUGCAGAAAUCGACACCUAUAACCCUCAGAUAUAUGUGAUCGAAGAAAACACAGUCACGAUUCCCAUCACCAUCAUGAAGCCCCAUGAGAAAGCCGAAGUACCAACCGGAGUUAUAGUGGGAAGUGUAAUUGCUGGAAUCCUUUUGCUAUUAGCUCUGGUUGCAAUUUUAUGGAAGCUCGGCUUCUUCAAAAGAAAAUAUGAAAAAAUGGCCAAAAACCCAGAGGAGAUUGACGAGACCACAGAACUCAACAGCUGAACCUCCCGGCAAUUCUCACUGUGGUGCAAAUUGACAGCAUCUCGGCCUGGGUUUGCAAUUUACAUGAAAGGAUUUUUUUUAAAUCCCAGCAUUUUAUUAUAAUACGUAAACCAGCCUGAUAUUUUAGGAAAACUGCAGGUCGGUUUGGAAAGAAGAAAUGGGAUGUGGGGGGUGAGGGCUAGGAGAAGAAAGGGGAAAAGACUUAUAUGGGGGAAAAGUGAUCUUUACACUGGCUGGUCCAGAGUUUACAUUGCAACGUACCGUACAUUGUGUUAGAAACGUGAAAUGCUUCCAAACGUGACAAGUCUUAAAAAUAUAACCUUUCUCAGUGUUGGGGGAAAAAAACAAUCAUUUAAAAUGGUUUUUAAAUAGCAACAACGUAAGUGGAAGUAGUCCACUUGUGGUAUAGAUAUGUAAUUAGCUUGGAUACUGGUGUUGAGAUGGGGAAAAAGACAACAUAGGCCUUCAAGUGAGGCUGUGCAUCCAAAGUUGCCACAGAGAUGAUAUUGUGAUAAUUUUGUUUAUAAACGAGGUAAAAUGUGCUGUUGUCAGCCCACAGCCACCUCCUCAGAAUCCCUUUCUUGCUUGACUAACUGGUAGGAGCCUAGAAUGUGCUUCCUGUGGAGGACGUUUCGAUUUUAGGGUGGGGGGGUAGGAAAUAGUUUAGAGGCCAAAGCACAAAAUUUUGUUUAAAAUCUGUAACCACAUUUACGGUACAACCCUGUCCACUGGAGGCCCAGCCUGUGCCAGAGGAAGUUGGAAGUUCCCUUUCUCUUUUAGGCUGCACAGCUGGCCAACUUGACUGGUGGGCUGACAGGGAUCUAGUGAAUUUUUGAAAGAUGAGUAAUUUUGUUGGCAUCCUUCCUCCUUCUGUACUGAACCGUUCUCCCACCUGCUGGUGCCCCCAUGUUCUAGAAGCCCGUUGGAGCCUGCCUUCCCAUCCACUACUCCGGGGUUAUCCACCUUCCUUCACCCCUCGUCCUAAUCCCCCAUUCCCUCUGGGCAGCUGCUCGAUACCGGGUGUGAGGAGAAGUCACCUGUUUAACUUACAUAUUUGCACGAAUUACUGUAUAAUCCCCUUCACUUCAGGGAACUCUUUUCAUUUAUUGCUAAACAAGUAAGAAAAAUAAGCUUGAAUGAAUUUCUAAUUGUUGGGAUUUCAGGCAGUGUAAACAAGGCAAAGGAAAACAUCAUCUCAGGAAUUUGAGAAGUUAUAACAACAUUGGAAACCACCAAAUUAGCAGGCGCACCCUCUAUGCUCCUCUGUUUCUGGAGGACUGAAACUUCCAGAAGAAUGACUUUCACCUGGGCAAGUUUGUUCACAAAGUAGAUGCUUAGGCCCCAAAUCCCGAGAGUCUGAUUUGGUGGGGUUGAGAUGAGGCCCGGGAACCUGGUUUUAACAAGCGCCCCAGUCUUUAUGAUGUAAAUGGCCCACCUUGAGGAACACCACCCAUUUCCACUUUCGGACCUUCUUUUCUCUUUUUCUGAGCCCACAUAUUCUCUAGGAGGGACUGGGAGGAAAAGGGCACAGGCAAAAACAGUGGGGGCUAUUUGAUGUCAGAAACUGCCUAACCAAAGCUUCAGACAAGUCACUGACCUCUAGAAACUUCAGUGUCCUCAUGAUCGAAUGGGAAGACUGGGUUGGUGCUCAGCAGCGACGCUUUUAGCUUUAAAGGUCUGCAAUCUGGAUUUCUUAUAAUACAAGACAAUCCUCCAAGAAUUUGAAGUCAGAGGAAAACAGGUAUUUGCCCAUGUGCAUCUGGCCUUGACGGCCUCCUGGCCUCGCCCCUGCCGUGGCAGUCCAGAGCUAUCUGCACUGUUUAAUGAUUUAUUUUGUAUUUGACAAGACAAACAAGGAAGAAAAAAACAAUUAAUCAAAAAAUGUCGGGUUUAUAGCACGAUAUUCUCUAGUUAGAUGUGCUAGAGCUCAAUUCUUAUAACAACUGUAUGGAUUCACUGUUUCUUUCCAAUAAAAAUUUUAUUUAAACAAUGUGGAGGAGAACCUAGUCGCUAAGUUGAUAGAGAAUAUUUAACAAACCAUGUAACUGCUGUAUAUAUGUAUAUACAUACUCAUUCUUCAGUGUGUUAUACGACAGAUUAUAGCACGUCAUCCUUUUAUUUUACUCUGCCUCACCUUCCUUAGACAAGCACUAAACUGAGGUCUCAUACACAGUGAGCUUAAGGGCGUGACGAGCCUUGGUCUAGGUAACCUGCCUUGACGGCACUGUCUCCACGAAGUAGCUGGAUUACUAGACACUAAAACAUUAGCCCCUUGUGUCUGCACCGUUUAUGACACUAGGACGGGGUUUUUCAACCUUGGCACUAUUGACAUUUGGGGCAGGUAAUUCUUUCUUAUGGGGACUGUCCUGUGCCUUGAAGGACGUUUAGCAGCAUCCUUGGCCUCUCCCAUCCAGAUGCUAGGGAACACCCUCUCCCCCAAGUCAUGACAAUCAAAAAAUGUCUCCAGACAUUGUAUGACGCCUCCUAGGAGGGAAAGUCACCUCGACUAAGAACUGCGCACUAAAAGUGGGUGGCCUCAAUAGGCCACACCCGUCACACCGUGAUCAGAUCACAGGGUGAGGCAGAGGCGCUGGGGAGGAGAAAUUCUCAAGCACUUUUAAGCAAAGGUAAUUAUCCAGGAAAUUAAAGGAAAAAGAAUUGUUUGAACAAAAGUUACGUAUUCCUAUUAAGCCAUACUUUUGUUUUAAAAGUAGAGUAUGGGGCUUACAUGAUGCCAUCUUAAAGUUUCCAUUUCAUAAAUGGUAGAUCUGCAGAAUGUGAUAAAAACUGACCUGCUUCACGCAUGGCUGCCGCACCAGCCUUAUGAAAUAACACAGUGAAAUAGUUUGUGAAGAAACUGCAUUGAGAUUUGAAAUUGUGCAUCGUUCGUUUAGCAGCAAAUGAGAAUUCCUAACUCGACAGAACUUUUUUCUAGCUGGUGGUGUUAUUUUUAUAAAAUAGUAAAAGUUAUCUGUUAACUGUGAAAAGAAAACUAAAACCAAUUAUCAUAAUCACACAAGUGAUUGUAUGAAAAAUUAUUAUAAAAGGUGUAAUUUUAUAAUGUAUUUAUCUAUUCUGAUAUACAGCUAUAACUUAAUAUAUGAAAAUCUUAUAAAUUAAGACGUUAAACAGAAAGCAAGAUUCCUCAGACUGAGACCUCUGGUCCAUCUUUAACAUUUCAAUUUGCACACAGAAAAUAACUGUAUGCACAACUUUUUAGGACUAUGCCCUUCAUGUAUGUUAAUGCAUACUCAUUUUAAUCAAUUUAUGAAAGACUAAACAUUUAGAAGUAAAAGGUAAACAUAAGGGUAAAGUUUGAAAUAAAUAAUAAUGUUAACUACUUCUUUGAACUUUAAAGAAUGAAAAUGUAGCCAUUAUGUAAAUAUAAAAAGAGGGUUUCAUAUGUACCUGAUUUAUUUUGGCACAUAAAGUCAAAAUAUGAAUGUGUAUAUAUGUGUGUAUAUAUAUUGCACAACUGUUAGAAUUGUAUAUUUUUUAAAGACAUUGUCUUGGACGUUUUCCUUCAUACAUAAUGUAUAAAUUUUUGUUAAGAUGUGAUAUGUAUAUUGCUUUGUUUGAUUAACUGGUUUUUGUCUUUUUUCUCUCAGUCGAAGAUAUAAAAACGAAUGUAUGCAUGUCUGUACAUAAAGUUGCACGAUUCACUUGAUUUCUGAAAAACAAAAAUCAGAUUGGAGUAGUAAUCAACAUAAAUUACUUAAGAGCUUUUCUCAUAUUAAAGUCGGAGAAUCAAACAGAAAAGUAUUUAAUUGUAAACCACUCUUGUCAUACCACGUUACUGGAUAUCAUUAAAACCAUUCUGAAACUAAA